CGCUUUGUAUCCAUCCAUAUGUACAGAUAGAGAAACAUGAAGUCAGUGUCUGUCCUGGCCCAUCACGCAUGUCGGUGGUGUCCGUACCCGUCAUGAAAUUGCUUGAAAUAAAAUAAGAACGCACGAAUUGAAUGGAGCGCUCUCUCUCUCUUUCUCUCUCUGUGAGGGGUGGAUAUAUAAACGACCGAUGGACCACCGACUGACCGAUGUGAACGAUGUAUAUAUGAAGCGUGUACACACGUGUGCUCUCUUCCUCUCACUCUCUUGCUACAUGUUUUAAGUGUCUCUUAGGGGGUGUGUCUAUGCUAUUCGGGGUGAUAGGAGUCGAUCUUAGAAUCCCCAGAGAGGGAACACACAAGAGACACACAUUAUCCAUGAAUUCGUCCGUAGUGUGGUAGCUGACGGCUCGAUGCUCACCCGACAGGAUCUGGAGCUGUUGUUCGGCCAUUGUGAUGGAGUUAAGGGCCGCCUGCAUGGUGCUCUUGGCCUGCUGCACCUGAGCCGCUAUCGUCGACAACGUCAUGCCUGAAAUCCACACACAUAUGCAAAUAUGUGCAGGGCGUGUGUGCGUCUGCGCGUGUGAUGUGACCCUGCACGUCGCGAGCGAGUUCCAUGGCGGUCUGCACCUCUGCAGCCAUACGCACAGAAGAGCAGUAAAAGACACAAUUAAUGCAUACAAAUGCACAGAUCUGCCAUUAUCCGUGUGCCCUCGGUGUGUUUGUGCUUCGAAUUUGGCUGUGCUGCGUACGUCGGUCAUAUGGGUGCGCGGGGCUGUGUCGUACCUACCGGUCUGCAGGAAUGAUGCUUCAGCAGCGCUGCCCAUCACACGGUUCAUCACCUUAUCCCACAGAAGAUCCCCGUACCCGCCGAAUGCGCCUGCACUCAACGGAAAUCACUCCCUGUUAUUAAUGUGAGUAUACAGAUAGGUAUAUUUGCCAUUGCAGACGCACAUAAACGUGACGUCUCUCCCUCUCUCUCUGUGGGGUGUGUGUGUGUGUGUGUGUGAGUGUUUGCGUGUGGACAGGCAACGAACCUGGAAAAUAGAAAGUGUGGAAUAUGUCCCUGUCCAUGAAUUUGAUAACUGUAUACAAGUAGCCGGUGUAAUGCACGUCAGCCUCCGCUGGCAGUUUCUUCCUGAUGAAAUGCUGAAGAAGCCACACGACCAGAGAUAUGUGGCAGCCAGCACAGCACACAGGUAUCUUGGCGCCUGCUGGGUAUGGAUGCUCACCGUCCCCUGGGUAGUGCAGAAUCUGUUCUCGGACCCCGAGAUGCGCGGGGUGCCACCAGCCCGCCAGUAGCACGUAUGCUGUUCUAAUACUUGUCGGUGAUUCUGAUGCCUUUCUGGGACACGGCUGGGUUGGCGAUGCACGUGCCGCCUCCUCCAGUGGUCCAAUCGGCCGGGUCGUAGGAACCGUGCGCAUCGAGGGUUAUCGUGUUGACCACACAGACCUCGGCGUCGUUUUGGCACGCCUUGGCGUCAUGAAAGUUCCCUCCUGCGUCGGGCUGCCGGGCAGUGACGUAGAAUGCAUCGUAAUAAUGCUCGAACGCGUUGCCGGCAUAUUUAUUUUGCUGGUGAUGGACCUUCUUGAACAUGACCGAGCAAUCGCUGCAUGCAUCAAGGGGAGAAAAAGGCUACCUAUGGAUGGGCCCACACCUUUCUACUGCGCAUCGCUUACGUGGGCUGCUCAUCCGAUUGCUGCCCAGUGGACGACGACGACAUCCACACCUGGUCCCCUGCACACACAAGUGUGUCAGGGAUAAAGACCUCCUCAUGAGGGCCUUGAAGGUGGCUUACCUUGCUGGGUAGAUCCACCUUCUGCAGCCACAGAACCGCAAACACGCAAAAAGAAUGGGCAGAUUUUCCCUGUUCGCAAGAGAUCUUCCUCGCUCGUCAGCGCUGUGCGUCGGCUUACGUCGGGCAUAGGUGUGCUGGGCCAGUAGGGGCUGCACGAGGCAGCCCAGGCCAGCCAGAAGAACAAUGGCGAAGCCGAAACGCAUCCUCGCAGGCAGGGGUCAGACCUGUGAGUGUACCCGGCCGCUCUGUCUG
This is a messenger RNA of Vitrella brassicaformis, 2047 nucleotides long. Lineage: Eukaryota; Vitrellaceae. The record is from the annotation of a GenBank genome assembly.